Molecule: messenger RNA, 1569 nt
Organism: Ogataea angusta
Lineage: Eukaryota; Fungi; Ascomycota; Pichiomycetes; Pichiales; Pichiaceae
Exons: 1
Coding region: 1-1569 (522 amino acids)
Biological process (GO): conjugation with cellular fusion; Golgi to plasma membrane transport
Cellular component (GO): trans-Golgi network; exomer complex
Molecular function (GO): protein dimerization activity
Source: RefSeq, a predicted model, not a curated record
AUGGUCGAGGUCUCCCUUACCGUAGGAAAACUUGAUGCAUCACUUGCAUUACUACUCACACAAGAUCAUCACCUGAUUGAAUUCCCCACCAUUCUUCUGCCAGAUGGGAUAUCGGCUGGAUCUAUUGUUAAAAUUCAUUGCGAAAGAGAUCUCAAGCAGGAGGAAGCUGAGGAUGCGACGUUUGAUAGGCUGCAGGAAGAGAUUUUUAACACUUUUGGCAAAAAUGAACCCAAAUGUCCUCAGCUUAAAAUCGUGAACGUUACCCAAACUUCCUGCGUUCUUGAAUGGGAACCAUUGGAGCUGGGCACAGCUGAAUUGAAAUCUCUGACACUGUACAAGAAUGGAACAAAGAUUGGUCAAAUAAGGAACCCUUUAACAAAAAAACACAUUAAAUUAAGUGGGUUGCCGGUUGACACCCAGUACAAAUUCCAUUUGAAGCUCGAGACCAGUGCUGGCAGCUAUCUAUCGAACUCUAUUGAAUUGAGAACUCACAAGAUGACAGAUUUAAGCGGUAUAACUGUUUGUAUUGGGGAGAUUGAUUUCAACGGUGAAUCAUUUUCUCUGCAAGACAUAGAACAGUCGGUCAACAAGAUUGGAGCAAGGCCGAUAUCAACGGAGGUGAAAAUUGAUACGACGCAAUUUAUAUGUACUCGCAAGACGGGUUUUGAGUAUGAAAAAGCGAAAUCACUCAACAUUCCAAUCGUACGUCCUGAAUGGCUGAAGGCCUGUGAACUCGAACGUCGAAUCGUUGGUGUCAGUAAGUUCUACCUAGACUCUGAAAAUCCAAUUUGGAAGGAAAAAGAGUUCUGGGACUCAACUAGUUCCGAGAUAGACCAAAGCCUAAAUAAGCUGAAGACUGAUAGCGCUAGUGAAGCUAAUGAGAAUUCAAGAGAUAGGAGUGGAAAUGACACAAUUGAUCCUAGGGAGAUGUUUGAGGAACGGUCCAACGAAGAAAUGGAGCCAAGUAAUUCGAGAAUUAGAGUCGAGGGGACUUCAGUCGACGCAAAGACUCUUGUAGAAGCGAAGGAGAAAGCACUUUCAUCAGAAAUUACCGAAUCAAAUUCUCUCACCAACACUGAUAAUGUCUCAAAUCAAAAGGAAACUAAAAAUGUUGAGGCAGAAGACAAUGCUCAUGAUGCCAUCGAAACUUCUGGAGAAAUUAGGAAGCGGCAUGAUCACUCUUUAGGAGAGGUACAAGAUCCAGACCCUAAUCAAUGUUUAGAAGAGGGCAAAAUAGAAGCAAACUCUAGAGAUUUGAGUCAGCCGUUCUUGAAUGACAAAACAGACGUGCAAGGACCCGGCGUCUCCAAUGACCAGCAUGGAGAGUCUGAUAAUAAUGAGGGAGAAGACGAUGAGCAUGCUGAAUCCAAAUUUGAACAGGUAGCCAUUCGAAAUUCGGAGGUGCCGACCGAUGCAGAAAUUAUCAGUCCACAGUGUAAUGCUCUAGAGUCUCCAAAAAAGCUUGACCAGAAUCCAUUAGGAGCAGAGGAUCCACAAGAAGCAUCCAGUCUCUCAUCAGAUAAGAAGAACAUUGGCGGAAAAAAGAAGAAGAACAGAAAGAAAAAGUGA